This is a messenger RNA of Magallana angulata, 5033 nucleotides long. RefSeq lists its product as uncharacterized. The record is from RefSeq and is a predicted model, not a curated record. The coding region runs from base 210 to 5033 and encodes 1607 amino acids. The transcript has 2 exons. NCBI's taxonomy places the organism in Eukaryota, Metazoa, Mollusca, Bivalvia, Ostreida, Ostreidae.
CCACGUGUUGAAUAAGAAGCUUUCCAUUUUGAAGCUUGUGGGCCACUACAAUCUUUUUACCUGCUUUAUCCAAUAAACCAUGAAAUGAAUAAACUGGUUGAAACUUUCUGUAUCAGAGACAGAACAGUAAAAAGAUUGUAACGACUUGGACAAGGAGAUUCACAUUUUGGCGUCUACGACGAAACGGCGUUCAUCGAUAAUUGGAUCUGAUGUCUUAUACAAGUCUAACUAUGGAACAAGGCUCGGAACUUGAAGACCCUCAGUCACGAAUAAGGACUCUGACCGAAAAGGGAGCAGAGGGAUUCUCAAAGCGUAGCGAUGAUUAUACUACUCACAUAAACGCUCAAUGGGCAGCUGUCGAGAACCUAAUUUCAACAUACAGCUCUACCAUCACAAACUUAGAAUAUUUAGACAAAUUUGAAGGUGACCUUUCAAAAGCUUAUGCAGAUUUUUGUUCAACAUCUGCUGAUUUUGCAGCAUUUCUUACAAGGACAAGAACAGAAGAUAGCAUUCAAGAGCUUCAAAAACAUUCAGCAUUUAUGCAAAAAUGCAAAGAACUUGUGAAUUCAGUGAUCGAUAAAAUAUCUGAAGUGCGCGGAGUAGCUCUUGAAAAUGCUUCACGUCGGUCAAAGAUAUCGCAAUCAAAACUCACACAUAUAUCCAGUUCCUCUUCACAACUGGCACGCUCAAAGGCAAAGGCGGAAGCAGCUAAAGCUCGGUUAGACUAUGUUCAACAAGAGACAUCCCUACUGAAACAACAGGCAGCUAUUGCUGAACAGGAAGAGAUAUCUCGUGCAGCGGCCAUGAGGAAACAGAAAGAGCUUGAAGCGGAACUGAAACUCUUGAACACUAAACAGGAAGUGGCAGCAACCAAGGCUGAAGCAGAAGCACUAGAGAAUGAAGAGGCUGAAGGUAAACCCACAAUGCAGAAUAUAGAAAGGUUGAAUGCACUUAUCGAUCCUAUAGAGCGUACAACACAAUAUAUCAACGAACAAUCGGCUAUUAACCAAAAAGAUAAGGAAAAGCCACAAGUUGAUUUCAAUUCAAAUGUGCAAACAUUCCCUUUGAUACAGCCUCAUACUCAAGUGGAUGCAUUUAUCAGUCCUGUGGAGCAAACAAUCCCUCACAUCAAUGUACAGUCGAACAAUAACCAAACUGAAAAAAUGAAAUCAGAAGUCAACUUCAAUUCGAAUGUGCAGACUUUUCCCAUAAGCCAGCCUCAUACUCAAAACACUGAAAGUGUCAUGCCAAACAGACCCGAUCAAGUUCAAGACUUUACUAAGUUUCUUCUGAAGAAAGACCUGCUAAUAUCUCGUCUCACUCGAUUCGAUGAUCAACCACAGACAUUCAUAUUCUGGAAAGCACAGUUCGAAGAAAUAAUGAAGGAACUCGAGGCGACAAACACUGAGGAACUCGACCUUCUUACAAAGUGGUUAGGACCAACUUCAUCAAAGUACGCUGCAAGCAUUAGAUCGUCAAACGUUUCAAAUCCAGCUGAAGCCCUAAGAAAAAUUUGGGAGCGUCUUAAUGAACGAUAUGGCAGCCCUGAACUAUUGGAGUCCAUGUUGAUGUCUAAACUAUCAGUUUUCCCAAAACUCACUAACAGAGACAAUGUGAAACUAUAUGACUUGCUAGACUUAAUCUCAGAAAUUGAAUCCCUUAUGGCAAAUCCAAAGUACACAACUUUAUUGAGCCAUUUCAAUGCUUCAUCAGGUUUAGCGCCAAUACUUGGUAAGCUUCCACAUAACAUACAAGAGAAGUGGACUUCCUAUGCUUACAAGUACAAAAAGCAACACAACACUGUCUUCCCUCCCUUCUCUUGCUUUGUGGAGUUCAUGCAAGACAUCAGCAAAAUGAAAAAUGAUCCGGGGUUCAUGUACAACAGUGAAACUACAUAUUCAAGCACAACAAAGGAGAAAGCUGGUCCGAGAUCCAAUCUGGGGAAACAAUGGAUAGCAACAAAGAAAACCGAAGUUAGACAGAAUUCAGAAAACAUGAAGUCCACCUCCAUGUGUCCUCUCCACAAGGCCAAUCAUAGUCUUAAUGAUUGUCGUGGCUUCAAAGACAAAUCAUAUGAGGAACGGAAACGAUUUCUGCGAGAGAACAAACUUUGCUUUAAAUGUUGCAAUUCUGAUCAACACAAGUCCCGGGAAUGCACAGAACUUAUUCACUGCAAUCAGUGCGGUAGCAGUUCGCAUCCGUCAGCACUUCAUAUUGGAACACCCGUGAGCCGUUAUGGUGGGGAGAAGACUGGCGAAAAUUCCGCAACAUCCGCAUGUACCCAGAUACGUAAAGAUGGAUUCUCAGGGAAGUCAUGUGCUAAAGUGAUUUUGGUAAACCUACACCAAGCCAGAAAUCCAAGCAAGUCGCUGAAAGCAUACGCAAUUAUAGACGACCAAAGCAAUAGAUCCUUGGUGAAGUCUGAAGUUUUUGAUCGUCUCAAUAUGGAUAGUGUAAUGACAGACUACCAGUUAACUUCCUGUUCAGGAGUAACUGACAUGCUUGGCAGACAAGCUCGAGACCUUAUCGUUUCAUCGCUGGACGGAUCGACAUCUAUCAUUAUACCCAAUAUCAUAGAAUGUAACCAGAUCCCCGAUAUCCGAAAUGAGAUACCUACACCGGAUGUAGCGAGAUCAUACACUCAUCUUCAAGACAUCGCUGACAACAUACCUGAAGUUGAUGAAAACAUUCCGAUUCUCCUCUUGAUUGGUCGUGAUACACCAGAAGCACAUCUCGUAGAAGAGCAGCGCACAGGUGCGAGGAACUCACCAUUCGGACAGAAACUUACCUUAGGUUGGGUGAUUGUCGGCGAAUCCUGUCUAAACAAGGUACACCGUCCUAACUCUGUCGUGGUAAACAAAACUUACCUUUUACCAAAUGGGAGGUCGUCAAUAUUCCAACCAUGUCCAAACGACAUACACAUAGAAGUUCAGAAUAAAGAUAUCAGUUUCUUGCCUCAGGAUCUGGAUACAUCUAUAUUCAUGAAACAGAAGGAUGAUGACACAAUCGGUCUCUCAGUUGAUGACAAAGAUUUCAUCAGGACCAUGGAUGAAGACGUUCAUCUCACUGCGGAAGGAAAUUGGGAAGCUCCUUUGCCGUUUAGAGAAAAUCGACAACGACUUCCAAAUAACAGAUCGUAUGCACUGAAGCGAGCGCACAAUCUGGAUAAUAGUCUUCGAAAGGAUCAAACGAAACGAGAACAUUUUAUGACAUUCAUGAAAAAGAUAUUCGACUGCAACCAUGCGGAAAUUGCACCACAACUCAUGAAAGAAGAAGAAUGUUGGUACUUACCAAUAUUUGGGGUGUACCAUCCUAAAAAGCCAUCCCAAAUUAGAGCUGUGUUCGACUCAUCUGCCAAAUAUCAGAGUAUUUCCUUGAAUGACGUUCUUCUUUCUGGUCCGGACCUGAACAACAAUCUGUUAGGUGUACUUUUACGCUUUCGAAAAGAACCAAUAGCUGUUACAGCUGAUAUAGAAUCUAUGUUUCACUGUUUCCUAGUUGAUAAGAAGCACAGGAACUUCCUCCGCUUCUUCUGGUACAAAGACAACGACAUUAACAAUGAGUUGAUAGAGUACCGUAUGCGAGUACACGUUUUUGGGAACUCACCUUCACCGGCUGUAGCUGUAUACUGUCUUCGCAAGGCCGCUUGUGCCAAGGAAGACGACUAUGGAUGUGAUGUCGUAGAUUUCGUCAGACGAAACUUCUACGUGGACGACGGAUUAAUUUCUCUAUCGACUCCUGACGAAGCGGUCAGUUUGCUCAAAAGAACUCAAGCUGCUCUUAGAGAGGGUGGUAAUCUACGUUUGCAUAAAGUUGCAUCUAACGACAAGCAUGUGAUGGAUGCCUUUCCGUUUGAAGAUAGAGCAAAGGACUUCAAAGAUAUCGAUCUUAGCGUUGACAAACUUCCUAUGCAGAGAAGCUUAGGGUUGAACUGGGAGCUUGAGUCUGACUCAUUCACAUAUCGUUUGUCAAAGGAAGAAAGACCUUUCAGUAAGCGGGGACUAUUGUCGACUAUUAAUGGCAUCUUUGAUCCCAUUGGAUUUGUUGCACCAGUAGUAGUUUCUGGGAAAAUCUUGAUGAGAGAGACUUUGAGAGGUUCGUACAACUGGGAUGAUCCCCUUCCUGUUCAUCUCUUGGACAAGUGGUCAAACUGGAAGAACUCUCUGAGAUUCCUUGAAGAUGUACAUAUACCAAGGACAUACACACCCUCUUCUCUAUCAAAAACCCUCUGCAAAGAGCUCCAUAUUUUCUCAGAUGCUUCAGAGGCUGCCAUUGCCUCAGUAGCAUACUUGCGCACAGUCGACGACUCGAACAACAUCCACGUGGGAUUCAUUUUAGGAAAAUGUAAACUUGCGCCAACAAGUGGUCAUUCUGUACCGCGCUUGGAGCUCUGCGCAGCAGUGAUGUCCGUCCAGUUAUAUGACAUCAUAAGUGAAGAACUGGACAUGAAGUUUAACACCGUUAGGUUUUACACAGACAGUAUGGUGGUGUUGGGUUAUAUCAAUAACAAAGGCAAAAGAUUUUUCAAGUAUGUUGAAAACCGAGUGGAAAGAAUCAGGAAAUCAACAACACCCAAGCAGUGGAGUUAUGUCCCAACAAAAUCCAACCCAGCAGAUGCGGGCACGAGAAACCUUACUGCGGAAGUCAUUAAUGACAACAUAUGGAUUCGAGGACCACCUCAACUCAAGGAACCUUUGGAGGAGGAUCCGAACACUGAUUACAGUCUUUUUGAACCAGAAAAUGACCCUGAGAUUCGUAAGGAAGAAGAGGUUAAAACCCUGAAAACAGCAGUUGACGGAAAAAAGGACCAAUCUGCGACUUUUUGUAUAACUCACAGAUCAGAGAGGUUCUCCAGGUGGAAGGUGUUUGUGAAAUCUAUAGACUGUUUAAGGUCUAUAUCUAGGAAGUUCCAUCACUCCUUGGAUAUUCAAGCCUCACCAACAUCAGAAGAACUGAUCAUACGUAUGGUUCAACAUGAAGUUUGCACAGGAGAUAAUGUGCUUGCAAUCACGGAAGUCAUUACCAAGAAAUAG